Molecule: messenger RNA, 2679 nt
Organism: Morone saxatilis (striped sea-bass)
Lineage: Eukaryota; Metazoa; Chordata; Actinopteri; Moronidae
Gene: tmbim4
Product: transmembrane BAX inhibitor motif containing 4
Exons: 7
Coding region: 108-818 (236 amino acids)
Biological process (GO): negative regulation of apoptotic process
Cellular component (GO): membrane
Source: RefSeq, a predicted model, not a curated record
GACGGCGCUGCCUCCUAAUCCUUAAACGCCAGUCCUUCCGUAUUCUGUCGGAUCCACAGCAGUGUCUACCCUCCUGCGUCUUGUUGAGAGAGCGUUACAGCAGCACGAUGAGUAGUGAGAAAUACCCCAGGUCUUCAAUUGAAGAUGACUUCAACUAUGGCACAAACGUUGCUACAGCCAGCGUACAGAUACGCAUGGACUUCCUGAGGAAGGUGUACACCCUCCUGAGCUUGCAGAUCAUUCUGACCACAGCCACCUCUGCCCUCUUCAUGUUUUCUCAAACCAUCAAGGAGUUUGUCCACGCCAGUCCUGCUGUGGUCUUGGUUUCGGCUCUGGGCUCUCUGGUUCUUCUGCUGGCCCUGGCCGUGUACAGACACCAACAUCCAGUCAACCUCUACCUUCUGCUCGUAUUUACUCUUCUGGAAGCAGUGUCUGUGGCCACAGCGUUGACCUUCUAUGAAUACUCCACCGUACUGCAAGCCUUGUUCCUGACCUGUGCUGUGUUUGCUGGACUAACAGCCUACACCUUCCAGUCCAAGAGAGACUUCAGCAAACUGGGAGCAGGACUGUUCGCCUGCCUGUGGAUCCUCAUUAUUGCAAGCUUCAUGAGGUUCUUCUUCAACAGUGACAGCACAGAGCUGGUCCUGGCUGGAGCCGGGGCUCUGGUCUUCUGUGGUUUCAUCAUCUAUGACACCAACCUGCUGAUGAAGCAGCUCUCCCCUGAGGAGCACAUCCUGGCCUCCAUCAACCUCUACCUGGACAUCGUCAACCUCUUCCUACACAUCCUGCGUGUCCUUGACUCUAUGAAGAAGCACUGAAAGCUGCAGUAGCACUUCACACUGCUUUAUUCAGCUCUAACAGACUGUGCUGUGUUUGUUUAGUGAGUGUUGCUGUCCUGAAGUUCACCAAAAUUGAGAUUUUAGGGAGGGAAACUGUUUUGCUUGGUAAACUGUGUUUACGGGUAGCUGUACUGUGUGCUUCUGUUUAUUUACCAAACAAAUUUUUGUAGCUGAUCUUUUGCUUUUGUAUUAAGUUAAUUAGAUCUAUAUAAAGUCAAUUCUGAAACCAAAAUGUACUCAUCCUAUUAGAAUCCAACUCAGUGAGUUAAAAGUACAGUACAUGAUUUGCUACAGAGCCUACUAGCACCCCCACCUGGCCUAAUUGCAGCUCAUCCUGUGUUUUUGGUCCCAGUUAGACAUUUAUUUAUUUUCAGUGGCAGAUCCACUCCUGGUGUUCUAGUGAGUAUUUCUGGCAGGACAAUGUUAGUGAGAUUGAUUCAAAAUAAACUACAAUAGAGCUCUAUGACACAGAGAAAUCGCAUAUAUCAGGCUUGGUUUUGAUCGAUAAGUAUCUUACCAGCCGUAUCCUUUGAAAUACUGAGGUAUUUUAUUGUGUACUGUAUAUAUUGUUGUGAUAUUGCCCAGCUUUACCAGUUUGCUGCACUGAGCUGUGGAAAUGAGCCAUGGACUUGUGUAUUGUAUGGACUUAAGUAUUUUUUUCCAAUAGUAUCUCUUCGGCUCUAUCAUUCCACUCAUUUAUUUUCAAAUGGAACUUAUUGUUGAAUGUUUUCAGUGUGGUCAACAUUUUGUAGUUUAUAUUUGAUCUGUGUGCUUCCCUUCAAAAUAUCACUGCUGUCUGUUAAAACUACAGUAGGUUACUUUUAUAAAAAAUAACUUUUUGUCAUAUUGCCUGAAAUUUUCACUGUGUCCUGUCUGUAAAAAAGAAUCCACAGGGCCUGACCGCAAACAACAAAUCAGAGCCAAGAAAGCUAGAUGCUUUGGGUAAGUGGCUUGAAGAUAACUGAUGAGUGUCAUUCCCAGGUUGUCAAAUACAAACGCUUUGAUUCCUGGGAAUGAGACUCAACAAUCAACUAUAUUUCUCAGCUCUGAUUGGUUGUUUUCAGGCUCUGGGGAUUCUGGUAAAUGCCAACACUAGGAGAAUUAUCUGUCAAGAACUACUGUCUGGAUAUAGUGAAAGUUUAAGUAAAUAAUACAAAAAGUUUUUUAAAUAAUUUUUAAAAAGGUUACCAACUGCAGCUUUAAUGGUGUACAAUAGCAAGAGGACACGCAUUGAGUUUAAUGAAGUUAAAGUGCAUGCCUGGGUAUAUUCAGAUCUGUGAUUGUACAUAUUUUUAUGUUGUAGUGUACAGUUUUUGGGAUUUAGAGCUGAAACACUAAAAUGAGUAGUACUGAAGUUAGUGAAGAGUCAAAUCUGGGCUUUAUAUGUAUCAGUGUAUCAAGAUAUGGAUAAAUAUUAUCAAGGGAUUAACUAACUGUUCUUAAGAAAUGAUUUAAUAAAAAGACCACAUGCAAUCUGUUUUAUUUUCAAACAACAGUUGUAUGUGUCUCAAAUGAUAUGAAAUUGACUCUUGGUUUUGCACUGGAUUAACAGCAGAUAGGUCUUUGUGUUUGGUUGAUUAAUUGCUGUUCUCUUUUUGCUCUUCAACUGCUGUAAACUCUGUUGUAUAAAGCUAUCACAAUCAUGUAGAAAUAAAGAUUGCCAUAGUUUUCAGCUUAAAAAAGUAUAGGAGAUAUGUUUUUAAGACCAUUUUUUGUUUUUGUUGGAGUUUUGGAAUAUAUUUUAUUUCUAUUUACAUUUUUUGUCACAGGAUUAGAAACAAAUGCGUUUAUUAUCAGUAUUAUACAUUUUGUCUCACAGUCCUGAGCUUUUUUAUUUUUU